AGUGAAAUUUGCUUAUUGCUUGUUGCCGAGUGCUUUGUGAAAUUUGAAUUCUUGUUUACUGAAAUUCUAUGUAGUUUUUAGUUUUAAAUAAUCAACGAAAAUGUUUCAGAGUGCAAUGAAAGAUGAAAAACAACCUGCUCGCAAGAGCUCAUUUUGGGGAAUUCGUUGCGAAAGUGGCAAAAAGUAUUCCCAAAUCGUUAAUCAGAAAUAUCAUAUCAGUAUGGCAGCUUUGGAUCCUACAUCAGUGAAGAAUGGGAAAGAAGUUGUAUCAUUGGUAGUUGAACGAGAUGGAUCUGAGUUUUUAUUGUGCAAUUUACAAAAAGAUUCUGUCUUGCAAGUAAACUUGAAUUUAUUUUUUGAUAAAGGAGAAAAGGUAGUUUUCUCCUUAAAAGGACAAGGCAUUGUGCAUUUGACUGGCUACCUAAUUAAAGAUGACAAUGAUCAGAGUGAUUGUACAUUACAACCAAAGACACUGAAUGAUUCUAUAAUGCUUGCUAGAGAUAAAGUAAAAUCCUCUGGAGAUGCUAAUAAAAGUGUUCAAUCUAAGAAGAAUUUAUCUACUCAGAAUGAUAGCUGGAAAGUGGAAUCUAAAGCAGAAAUUGUUACACCUAAAAAGAAACUUUUUGCCUCACCUCCAAAGAAAAGUAAUGAAAAAUUCCAAACCAACAUUACAGGUGUAUUGGAAGGUGAUAACUGGAAAGUGGAAUCUGAAGAAGAUAAGAAUUCGGCUUCAACUAUGCAAAACCAUGCAUCAACAUCCAAGAAAUCUACCAAUGUAUCUCCAUCAAAGAAAACUCCACAGAAAAAACUUUUUGGUUCUGCAAAAAAAGAAAGUGAAGAUUCAUCUGAUGAUGACGACGACGAAGAUGAUGAUGAUGACGACGACGAUGAAGAAGAAGAAACAUCAGAUGAUGAUGACAAUGUCAAACAGCUUCUGCUGUUGGCUCGGAAACGACCUAUUUCUUCUGUGGGUGAAGAUGAUGAUGAUGACGAAGAUGAAGAUGAUGAGGAUUUUGAUAUUAAUGACUAUUUGGAAGAGGAUUCUUCAGGCGAAAGUGAUGAAGAUGAUGAUGAUGAGCCUCCAGUUAAGAAAAAGCCAAAUAAAGAUUUGCCAAGCAACAAAAAAUUAAAAACUGAAACUUCAACACCUCUUACUGGUAAAAAGUCAACCGUGAAAAAUGUCACAGAAGUUAUUGAUAUUGAGGAUGAUGCCAAAAAUGGAGAUAUGAAUUCAUCUAUUGGGAGGACACCUAUGCCUAAGAAAAGGCCAGAAUCUGUACGUCAGAAAAGUGCUUUAAAUGAUUCAAAGAAAGCAACGCCUUCCAAAGAUGAAGAUUCCUCUGAUGAUGAUUCAGAUGCUGAAAUGGAAACUUCAACUGGUAAAGUUAAAGAAACCGAUAAAAACAAAUCUGCUGCUCAGUUGAAUGCAUCCAGUGAAGUUAAUACUGAAAAAAAGAAGAAGAAAAAAAAGAAGAAGAAGGGUAAGGCAGAUGAUUCCACUGCAGCUAAUGAGAGUAGUGCGUCUGUUAAUAAUGAUUCCUUAUCUAAAGGAAAAGUUGACUUGUCAAAGACUAAAUAUAGCAGAAGACUACAUGGAGGUGUAGAAUAUGAAGAUAUAAGGCCUGGAAAUGGACCUAUAGCUAAAAAAGGAAAAUUGGUUUACGUAUAUUACACUGGAAGACUAGCGAAUAAUGAAAUUUUUGAUUCCUGCCAACCAGGAAAAAGUAAACCUUUCGUUUUCAAACUGGGUGCUGGGCAAGUCAUACAAGGUUGGGAAGUGGCACUGGAAGGAAUGAAAGUUGGUGGGAAAAGGAAAAUUAAAAUUCCUCCACAGAUGGGGUACAAGGAUCAACGAGCUGGGCCUAUUCCUCCAAACAGUACUCUUUAUUUCGUUGUGGAAUUAAAAGCUGUCUCAUAAGAAUUUUUUUGCAUCUGUAAUCAUUACAGUACCUUGUAAAUAAACAUUAAUUUCUUAAUAAAGCAUAGUUUUAUUGUAAA
Molecule: messenger RNA, 1998 nt
Organism: Argiope bruennichi
Lineage: Eukaryota; Metazoa; Arthropoda; Arachnida; Araneae; Araneidae
Product: 46 kDa FK506-binding nuclear protein-like
Exons: 15
Coding region: 101-1918 (605 amino acids)
Cellular component (GO): chromatin; nucleolus
Molecular function (GO): peptidyl-prolyl cis-trans isomerase activity; macrolide binding
Source: RefSeq, a predicted model, not a curated record